AUGCUGACUUUACUAUCAAGACUAUCUACUGUGUUGGUGAAUUUCAACCAGUUUUUGAUGAUGUUAAAGAUGAAUUAUGCAAGCCAGGGGGAACACGAUCCCACGGCGGAACAAAACAACCAACAUAUCAAGGCGUUGUUCCGUGUCCGAUACCAUCGCAUGCCGCAUAAGGCCAUUCCAAGGAUUAUUACUGAAGCUAUUGCCAAACGAGUUGCACAGACUUCCAACUUUUACCCCGCCAAAGGGGGUAUUUCGGCUUAUUACAGUCCUCAUAUGAUUUUGUUGCGACGCCAAGUUGAUUACUCAAAAGAAUUUGUUGCUGAACUUGGGUUGUAUGUCCGUGGUUAUGGGCAUGAUACUCGCAGUGAUCAUCGGUCACGCACUAUUGAAGCAAUUUACUUGGGACCAGCUGAUAAUAUGCAAAAGGGUCACAAGCUCUAUGAUUUGAACACGAAAAGAGAGGUGACUAGACCUCAAAUUACGGUGCUCCCAAUCACUGAUCAAGUGAUCAAAUUGGUUGAAGCCCAUGCUGCUGAGGAAGGCGUUACAGAUUUACGAACCUAUUCCAGACGCAAUGGAGAAAUAAUUUUGGAUGCUGAUCUGCUUGCAGGAGUGGACCCAGAUGAACUGUGGGACAAAGACUAUGUACCUGCAGAUAUUGAGAAUCCAUCUGUCAAUGACAUGAAUUUGCGCAAGAAUGACGCAAUCUCCGAUGAAGAACUCGAAGAAUUAAUCGAGGAUGCAGCCAAAGAUAUAUUGGAAUCUAGAAGAAUUGAUGAUAAGAGACAACACAAAUAUGAUGAGGCAGAUAGAACUGUCGACCGCAUGCUGCAAAGAAUUAAAAGACGUCAAGAAGAAGACGAUGAAGAGGAUAUGGAUUUUGUGCAGGAUCAGCAACCUGAAAGCGAUAUUGAGAUGGAUAUCGAUGAUGAAGAAUUAAAAGAUAUGAUUGAUGAAGUAGCCCGUGAGUUGGAUAGAUUGAGCCAACCCAUUGAAGAAGAAAUAAUGUUCAGCGUUGAAGAUGAUGACAAUGACUAUGAGGGUGAAUAUGAUGCGGAAGAAAUAGAAGAACUGCAAGAAGCAGAAGACGAACUGCAAGUAUAUCCUGACAAGGAAGAUGAUGUUUGUGCAGGAGUGAGGUUUGAAGAAGUCCCCGUGUUGAGUACAACAGAUGAUUCAAAUAAAGACAAGAAAAGGAGAACACAAAGUGGACAAUCAUUUUAUUCAAACGGAGUCAAGUAUCAACCCACAGAUAGGAAUCAAACUGACAGACCAAGACAUGGUCAGACGUACUUACAACAAAAGAAGCCCAAGAUCAAUUUGUUAAAGAACAGGAGUGCCAUGAGAAAGAAGGCACGGUUGAAGAGAUUACGUAUCUCAUUAUACCAGGCUAUCGCGUCAAAGGUAAAAUCACAAAAGAAAGGAGAGUUUCAAGAUGACAACGUGUUGAGCGCUGAAGCAGGAAGAAAGAUAACCGAACGGGCGCAUAACUUAAUGUUCCAGCAGAGUGGAACUGAGAAGAAAGCGACUUACAAUAUGGAUGAGUCGUUGGUGAUUUCACGCGUCAUGCAACAGAUUUGUGACGAGGUGUACACAAGGGAUGGAGUGUCAUUUAUUCAGCAGUAUUAUCUUAACAAAGGAUUAAAGAUUUUCAAAGAACGGGGAAAAGAAGCUACACUCAAGGAACUUGAUCAACUGAUCAAACGAAGUUGUUGGACACCCAUCAGCAUUGGUGAAUUGACUGAAUCCGAGAAGAGGAAAGCAGUCGAUGCAAUGAUGUUACUGGCAGAGAAAAAUAGUGGUGAUAUCAAAGGUCGUUUUGUAUAUAAAGGAAAUGAGACAAGAGACUGGCUGUCUUGA
This is a messenger RNA of Cylindrotheca closterium, 1860 nucleotides long. The record is from the annotation of a GenBank genome assembly. NCBI's taxonomy places the organism in Eukaryota, Bacillariophyta, Bacillariophyceae, Bacillariales, Bacillariaceae.